Molecule: messenger RNA, 384 nt
Organism: Symbiodinium sp. CCMP2592
Lineage: Eukaryota; Dinophyceae; Suessiales; Symbiodiniaceae
Source: the annotation of a GenBank genome assembly
AUGCGGAUGCCACAGUGUAUGUAUUGGGCGGACACUUGGAUCCCAGUGGAACGGGUCAACUGGGCGAGCAGUCCCGAGGAAAGGCGACGGGUGUCGGUCGAAAGCGUCUUGAAGUUGGCGCAGAACGUGCACGUCAAGGAAGUGGACUUGCUGCUUCACCCCCUGAUGUCGGAGCUGAACUUUCCUGUGGGCGCUCGCGAGCCCUUGGAUCUUUCUCCUGAGCGCUGGGAGCUGCCAAUGCAUCUUCUUCAGCCCUUCCUGUGCGUGGACACGGAUGUGGUAGCCAAAGCCCCGCUUGGCAGAAGUGCUGCGAGGAGAUCAAGAAGGGCCUCAAGCAGCUGGCACUGCGCGAGCACCCCCAUGUGGUCCUGGUGGGGGACCUGA